This is a messenger RNA of Blastocystis hominis, 673 nucleotides long. RefSeq lists its product as hypothetical. Gene Ontology annotation, molecular function: mRNA binding; structural constituent of ribosome. Gene Ontology annotation, cellular component: cytosolic large ribosomal subunit; ribosome. The transcript has 3 exons. Lineage: Eukaryota; Bigyra; Opalinata; Blastocystidae. Gene Ontology annotation, biological process: translation; negative regulation of translation. Bases 146 to 643 code for a protein of 165 amino acids. The record is from RefSeq and is a predicted model, not a curated record.
CAUUGAAUAGGUAAGAAUUGAUGCCUGUGCGUUUUUGCAGGAGAAUGAGGAGGAGAGCUUUGUAUUUUUCGAAUGUGGGACAAAUCUAACUGCGCGUGUAGAAAUGUUCGAAAAGGAAGUGGUUAUUGAUUGCAAGGGACACAUCAUGGGCCGUCUUGCUUCUGUCGUGGCCAAGGAGCUUCUCUCUGGUCAGAAGGUUGUGUGCGUCCGCUGCGAGGACAUUAACAUCACCGGAGGAAUGAUGCGUAACCGUGUGCGCCGUGAGGCCUAUCUUCGUAAGAAGAUGAACACCAACCCUGCUCGUGGUGGCUAUCAUCAGAGCGCUCCUUCUGAGAUCUUCAAGCGUGCUGUGCGCGGAAUGAUUCCCCACAAGACCCCUCGUGGAGGCAACGCGAUGAGCAAUCUGAAGUGCUUCGACGGAGUGCCUGCUCCCUACGACAAGAAGAAGCGCGUGGUUGUGCCCGCUGCUUACCGUGUGUCUCACCUGAGACCCGAUCGUGCCUACAUCACUGCUGGACACCUCGCCAGCCAGUUCGGAUGGAGAUACGGACAUCUCAUUCAGCGUCUGGAGGCCAAGAGACUCGCGAAGUCGAAGGAGUAUUUCGAGAAGAAGAACUCUGAGAAGAAGGAGGCUUCCGCGUAAGCUUGGUUCAAACAUGUCACACUUUGCGAU